Colletotrichum costaricense is the source of this 327-nucleotide messenger RNA. Its product is annotated as major facilitator superfamily transporter. Bases 1 to 327 code for a protein of 108 amino acids. The record is from RefSeq and is a predicted model, not a curated record. Gene Ontology annotation, cellular component: plasma membrane. The transcript has 4 exons. Lineage: Eukaryota; Fungi; Ascomycota; Sordariomycetes; Glomerellales; Glomerellaceae. Gene Ontology annotation, biological process: transmembrane transport. Gene Ontology annotation, molecular function: transmembrane transporter activity.
AUGUUCGUCUACAUCUUCAAUAUCUUUCUGUUUGAGGCAGGCAGCGCGCUCUGCGGCGCUGCCCCUAAUAGCGAGGCCCUCAUCAUUGAUCGUGUCAUCGCCGAUGUCGGUGGCUCAAGUAUGUACUCGGGUACUCUGACCUACGUCUCGGUCCUGUCCAACGAACUGGAGAAGCCUGCAUACCUUGCUGGAAGUACCGUCAGUUGGGGUGUCAGUAGCGUUCUCGGUCCUGUGGUAGGCGGUGCCUUUGCAGCGAGCAGUGCCUCUUGGAGUUGGAAAGCUAAGCUCCGCGGUGGCAAGAAGUCAGAAGCGCUGGUAGCGGCGUAG